CCGACCAUCCUGAGGAGAGAGAGAUAUUCUCAUUGUUGUGGAAAUGCUUUCACAACCUCCAAAGUAUUGCAACAUCAGCGAGUCAAGGAGAGAAAUUGAGGUCUUUGCAGGGGGGAAAAAAGAAAACAGGAGAAAGAGAGGCUAAACGAUAUAUAGAGGUCAAAUAUUCAGAAUUUAUGGUUCCAAAGGUAUCAUAAGUGGAGAAAGAAUGUUGAACUCUGAUCUGUGUGUGUGGGCAUAAUUAUGUUUGUGCUUAAUAUGGUGGAAACUGUGAUAGAUUUUUUUCAGGAUUCUUUGAUAAAGUUUUUUAUUUGAAAUAGAAAUCUUUUAUAACAUUAUAAAUGUCUUUACUUUUGAUCAGUUUAACACAUCCUUGCUUAAUAAAAUCGUUCAAAAAUCUUACAGACCCUAAUUUUUUGAAUAGUAGAGUAAGUGUAGGUGUUUUAAUGCAAAUUUGCUAAUUGUUGUGCUGUUUUCUAUUCUAUAUCCCUUAAAAUAUUAUAUAUAUAGUCUACUAUUCACUGUUAAAGCUUCAAUUUCUUGGCAAUCACGCCCUUCCCAUCAUCUCACAAAAUAAUAAAUGCUUAUCUCUGCUAUAUGUCAGUCUCUGAAUCCUAAAAUAUGACUUCACCUGCACGAUUUUCCUUUCCUGACUCUCCUUGCUGCACAAGGUUUAAUAAUAGCACCAAGUCCCCACAGAGCCAGAGAAUCAGGCCAAUACAGUCUGAAAAGUCAGUUUUGCCCUCUUGUGGCAGGUGCAUGUUAUAACAAGUUUCUACAAGUGAGGGCAUCAACCUGCAGGGGUCCUCAUGAAACAAGAAGAGAGAGAGAAAAGAGAAGAGGAACAAGCCAAAAAAAAUCCCUUUAAACAUCCACUAGAGAUAAACCGAGCAUGCUCAGUUCCGCUUCGCUUUUCAGAUGUGUGUGUGCAAGCAGGCAGAAGGAGACAGAGGGGUGUGUGAGGGUUUGCUACUGAGCAGGAGUGGGAACGAGUCAGUGGGGACCAGAGACACGGGCUGAGCUCCAGUGGCAUGGCAGGAAGGAUGGAAGAGGGACAGUGAAGUGGAUCCAGGCACCACCAGCCCAUAUAGGGAUGCUGCUAACACUGCUGUUCUAUCUGCGAGUGAAAGAAUCGAUCUAUCGCCGUGGAGCUAGACGAUGGAGGAAGCUGUACCGGGUGAACGGACACCUCUUCCAGGCCAAGCGCUUUAACAGGAAAGCGUACUGUGGCCACUGCAGCGAGAGGAUAUGGGGACUGGGGCGUCAGGGCUACAAGUGUAUCAACUGCAAGCUACUGGUCCAUAAACGCUGUCACAAGCUCGUCUCACUGACCUGUCAAAGGCAUAUGGAUCCAGUCAUGCCAUCACAGGAGCCGUUGGUAGAUGAUGAUAAAAGUGGAGAGGAAGUGGAGCUCCCCCCUGAGGACCCUGAAGAAACAGACGCAAUUCCAGUCCCUUUCUUAGCACACAACCGGAAAGUGGAGAAAGCUGAAGAUGAUGCAGAGGAUCUGAAGGCGGUGGUGGACGGGAUCGAGGGGAUUCAGAUCUCUCAGUGUCUUGGCCUGGGGGACUUUGACCUGAUCCGGGUCAUCGGGAGGGGCAGUUACGCUAAAGUGCUGCUGGUCCGACUCAAGAAGAACGAACAGAUUUACGCCAUGAAGGUGGUGAAGAAAGAGCUGGUCCAUGAUGAUGAGGACAUUGACUGGGUCCAGACAGAGAAACACGUGUUUGAACAAGCAUCGACCAAUCCAUUCUUAGUGGGACUUCACUCUUGCUUUCAGACAGAAAGCCGGCUGUUUCUAGUGAUUGAGUAUGUGAAUGGAGGAGAUCUCAUGUUCCAUAUGCAGAGGCAGCGGAAGCUUCCAGAGGAACAUGCCAGAUUUUAUGCUGCUGAAAUUUGCAUCGCUCUUAAUUUUCUGCAUGAGAAGGGCAUUAUUUACCGGGAUUUAAAACUGGACAAUGUACUAUUGGACCAGGAUGGCCAUAUCAAACUUACAGACUAUGGCAUGUGCAAGGAGGGAAUCAGACCAGGUGACACCACCAGCACUUUCUGUGGGACGCCCAACUACAUCGCCCCAGAGAUCCUGAGGGGAGAGGAUUACGGGUUCAGUGUUGACUGGUGGGCCUUGGGUGUGCUCAUGUUUGAAAUGAUGGCAGGCCGAUCUCCCUUCGACAUCAUCACUGACAAUCCUGAUAUGAACACAGAGGAAUAUCUCUUCCAGGUAAUUUUGGAGAAGCCGAUACGGAUUCCCAGGUCAUUGUCUGUUAAGGCUGCGAGUGUGCUGAAAGGUUUUCUGAACAAGGACCCGAAAGAGAGGCUGGGAUGCCAAGUUCAGACUGGAUUCACAGACAUCAAGGCUCAUACGUUCUUCAGAAGCAUAGACUGGGACCAGCUGGAACAGAAGCAGGUGACGCCACCGUUCAAACCUCAGAUCACAGACGACUACGGUUUAGAAAACUUUGACACGCAGUUCACCAACGAACCCGUGCAGCUAACACCAGACGACGAGGAUGUGAUAAAGAGAAUAGACCAGUCUGAGUUUGAGGGAUUCGAGUACAUUAAUCCUCUGCUGCUCUCCACUGAUGAAACCGUAUGAGGGAAGAACAAUACGGCCGAUGUUUCUCUGCCUUCGGCUCCACGAGACUACUACAGCUGAGUUUAGCUCAGACUAUGUGUUCACAGAGAAGACUUUUCCUUCAAACUGCGUUAAAGACAAAAAGCAACACUAAAAGACUUCAAGUUUCUGACCCUCCCUGAGUUAUUUUGGGGUUACACUGGAAGAAGAAACGACUGCAGGAACUUCAGAAAACAAAUUCAGAACUAUUCCCCAGAUUUCAGCUGUUGAUUGUCUUCCUGCUUCCCAGCAUCCUCUUUAAUUUCAACAACCAUGUUUGUGUGAGUGUGCGCGCACUGUUGCCUGGGACUCGAGUUAGCUCCAUCUGUGUGCCUGCGUCCUUCUGAGACUACAUUUCCCAUCAACCCUAGCUAAAUAUGACAGUUCUAACUUAAUGUGCACUUUUUUAUUUUCUGUUCGACUUUUUUUUUAAUUCUCUUUAAUCUUGUAUGAGGUGCGUCCUCAAGCAAAACAAGAAUGUAUAAUGUUUAAAAGUAAAUGUUGUAUUAUAGUGUAGGUAGCCAAUCGAAGAAUUUAUGAUGCCUUCUAUGAUGCAAAGUGGCACAUUUUAAUUAAUGACCAUGAUGGUUUCCUAAACAGUGGGUAGCUGUGCUUCAGACCACAGGCUUUUAACCACCCAUAUGUUGAUUUUACAGAGUAAAUAGGAGAUAAAAUGUGUUUUUUUUGAAGAAGUGCCUCAAAGAUCCAAAAUUCACCAUGCUCCAAACUGCUCUGAACUCCAUGUUAGAUCGGAGUUGAUUUUCCAAUGCACCAUCCAAUGAGAAAUGUGAGCUGCAGGUGUUUAUUUUGUUUUAUUUUAUUUUUUUAAUCGACAUAAACACUGAUACAUACGUUGAAACCAAGACAUGAAGGUUAGACACUGAAUAAUCACAAAGCCCAAAUACAUCAGACUGGCAGUAAUAUUACCAACCUAAACUCAUUGGAAAAAUCUGCCUUUACCUACAUUUUUGCAAAACUAUAUAUACAUUUCACUACAGUUUCCAUCUGAAAUGAACACUUUUCAUGCAAAUUAUGAUUACAGUGGCAGAUUUUUGAUUAAUAAAGUCUUAUUUUCUAGCAGUUCCUUGCACAAUACUAUGUUACGACCUGAAAAGACUUUUACCAUAGUGCAUGAUUUGAAAACUUUUUGACGCGUGCAGUACGUUAUCAGCUCCAUAUGGCUUUUCUGAUACAGUAAACUUGCUUGGUAGCUCAUCUGGUACAGCAUUGCAUAUGCGGGUAGAUGUGGAGUGCUUGGGUAUGAGUCCUGUGAAACACGCGUCUUGAUAAAAGAGCUCAAAGACAUGUAGAAGAAAGCUGACCCUAUGACUCACAGUUGGUUAAGUUUAAUAACUAGCUAGACCGCCUUCUGUAUUCAACUUACGAAGAAAGUGUAACUGACAUCGGUCUGGCGAAAUCUAGUUAUUUUACUUUAUAACGUGUUAAAUAUGGAUAUCUUUCUUGCACAAACGCAUCGCUUCGCGUCAGAAGGCCUUUAUUAACCCCCUGAAGCCGUGUAGAGUACGUAAGCAACGUAAUAUUUUGCAAAAAUGUUGCCACAGGCACGAUUUUCCAAUGAGCCUAGGUUUAAUAUUAUAGUAGCAUUCUUUACAACAGCACACUAUAUUACUCAAAUGGCUGCUCCUCACUCCGAUAAGGGGAUUUUGUGUUGUUGUACUCAUGUGAUGUGUCAAUAACAUGCUUUUGAGAUGUUGUGGAAGGCGAGAGAACACAAACAAGGGGUUUGUACAUCAUGUCUCUGGUGUUAAUGUGGUGGUAAUGUGAAUCUCAGAUGACCUCAACACAAGGGGGAACCCAUUCAACCCAUUACAACACUCAAUAUAAAACACAAUUAGCACAGAAUGCUAAUAUAUGCUUAUAUAAUUUGUUGACAGGCUGUGUUCGGAAUAGAAUUCUAGCCUACUACUUGUAGUAGUAUAUGUUGUAUUCUGCUAUUUUUACUAAUAGUAGGUGAAACGAUUUUGUCGAUAAACAUUAGUAUGCUACACUGUCACAAGGUAUCUUGUGAUGUUGCAUAUAAGCAACUUAUAAUGGCUGUUUCAUAAUCUAAAAUGUUGUGUAAAAAUGCUGUUUGACAAAAUAAUGAGCCAAAAAAGAUUGAAAUUGAAGGUCAAGUUUGCGCAUUGCAUUCUGGGAUACAUUCUGCACUGUGUGUCUUGGCAAAUGUAGUAGAUCAUCUGGGUAUCCCGUGCAUACUGUGAACAGUAUACAUACUGCAAAGCUGUAGUGAGAGUAGCAUGUUAGUAUGCUAUUCCGAACAUAGUCAUAUACACUUCUACAAACUUUUCCUCUAGGGAAACACAACUAAAGCAUAAUGUCUCUUAAAAAGCUUUAAAUUUCACUUCAAAACAGCCAAUCACAGGCUAGCUUGACUGAUUAAUCCCUCACAGUGAUAAAGUAUGGUGUUAUUAAGCAACUAGAUAUGUUUUCUAUCUUCUGUUGCAUUUAAUCUCCCAAGUUUUGGGUUUUUUAUUUGCCCCUUUUCUUGAAGAGUGAAGACGACACUCUUAGAUGUGAAUGCUUUGAAGAAAUCAGACCUGUAUGAAGAAUUGCUGCCAUGUUAACAGGAUUAAUUAGCUGCUUUUGUGUCAGACAGUAGCGAGAUUAGCAGACGGGCUAAGAACAAAGAACGGCCCAGGAGAUAACAAGCGUGACGAACGUAACGAUAACGAGGCAGAGAGAGCAAAGCCAGAUUAGCCCACCGUGUUUUCAGCUCUCUAAUGAAAAGCUGGUACAGAAACAGCCACCAAAUUUCCACUCUUUAUGAAUGAUAUAUGGAUUGUUUAUGACAGAAACUUCAGGUCAAUGCAAACUGCCAACAAGUGGCAUUCGAGUAUAGUUUGCUGGUGCGAAUUUUCAGGUUCGUGACGUAAAAUUUUCCUUCAUUUUCAUUCCUGUAAAGUGAUGAUUAUUCGUACAAGCUGUUUGAAUAACAGGUACUAUAUAGUAUAUUACAAAGGACCAAGUAAUAAACCAUCUUCAUCCGACCAAUCUAAUUUUCCACCAGCUCAAGCUAAUGUACAGAAUCCACAUGAAACGGUCAGAUUUAUGAUUGUCCUUUGUUUUGGUUUUAUUCAUGUUUAUAUUUGAACUGGAAUAAGUUUAGCAUAAUUGUAAAUAUCUGUAAUUUAAACCUUCAAAUUUUCACAAAAAGAGAGAAAUAAAUCUGUUUCUGCACCAUAAGAGAUCUCUGAAUCAACUGUCCCAACCGCUAGUCUCAAACUUAGAGCCCGAGACUGCAAUAAAAUACAAGUUCCUGUCCCUGAAAACAUUUUUAGGAAGAAAUUUCCAUUAUUUAUCAACUUGCCAAAUACAAAAGCCGCCGCAAGCCGUUUUCUGCUUUUCUUUCUUUUUCGGUUCUUUCCUUAUGUUGAGUCCAAAGCAAAUUACGCUCUUAUCAAUGUGCUACAGGGGAAUACUUUUAUAUUUGAAGUGUUUGUUUUAUAAAUUAUUGUAAAUGAAAGCUCCAGUAGAGUUUCUGUGGGCUGAGGGGAAGAGAGAGAGAUGUGAACAUGUCUUUGGUUUUAUGAAGUUAAGUCUUAAGCAUCUUAGAUAACAACUGUAAAUCAGUAAAUGUUCAUUGUAAUGAC
Molecule: messenger RNA, 6225 nt
Organism: Megalobrama amblycephala (Wuchang bream)
Lineage: Eukaryota; Metazoa; Chordata; Actinopteri; Cypriniformes; Xenocyprididae
Gene: prkcz
Product: protein kinase C, zeta
Exons: 15
Coding region: 1094-2596 (500 amino acids)
Biological process (GO): protein phosphorylation
Molecular function (GO): diacylglycerol-dependent serine/threonine kinase activity; ATP binding; zinc ion binding
Source: RefSeq, a predicted model, not a curated record